Messenger RNA from Juglans microcarpa x Juglans regia, 934 nucleotides. RefSeq names its product auxin-induced protein 15A-like. NCBI's taxonomy places the organism in Eukaryota, Viridiplantae, Streptophyta, Magnoliopsida, Fagales, Juglandaceae. The coding region runs from base 481 to 783 and encodes 100 amino acids. The transcript has a single exon. Gene Ontology annotation, biological process: response to auxin. The record is from RefSeq and is a predicted model, not a curated record.
UGAAUCUACAGAUCGAGAAGGAGAUCCUUCAUAAAAAAAAAGUGAAUCCCUAGUAAGUUAAGGAUUUCAUGAUCUCACAACUUGUUAGUAGCUAUGUAACUCCAGCACAGUUUUCUCCAAGCCACAUCUCUUAACUUUUGGUCGGGUCCCUUGUAGGUUGCUAUCCCAGAAAUUGUUUGGCACCAGUCUUCCGUGUGAAGUAUAAUCCCAACCAGCCCCAAGUUCUUGGUGAUGAGUUGGAAGACAAACCCAUGUGAUACUUCAAAUGCAUAUGUCUCCUAGAUAUCCUCCAUUGCCUCACACUCGUGACCACUCACUCUCAUUUAGAGAUUUCCCACCCCAACUUUAAUCUAUAUAUACACACGCAUGUUAUUCCAUAGCCAAAUCAAGUCCUCUUAUUCUCUAGCAAAUAUUUAUCAACUUUUUUUCUCCCUCCCAAUCCGUUUGUGAAUUUCAACCUUGUCUAAAGUGAACAUCUAAAUGGCCACUCGAGUUCUGGCUAUGAUGCAUGUUAAGCAGCUUCUCCGCCUGCCUGUCUUAAGUGGUAAAGAAGCAGCUCCAAAAGCUAAAAAUGUUCCAAAAGGCUGCUUUGCAGUGUAUGUUGGAGAGGACGAGAAGAAGCGAUUCAUUCUACCAAUAUCAUACCUCAAUGAACCUUCAUUCCAGAAAUUGCUAAAUAAGGCUGAGGAAGAAUUUGGGUUCAAUCAUUCAAUGGGUGGUCUAACAAUUCCCUGCAGAGAAGAGGUCUUUAUUGACCUCACUUCUGGCCUAAACCGAUUGUAGCCUCAUGCACAGUUACUUCUCUUUUAGGGGAAGUAUUGGGUGGCUAAUGUACAUCCGAUUGAGAAAAUCACAAAACAGAAAGUACUGUAGUAUCUGAAAAAUAUUUCCACUGUCCACAUGCAUUGGACUGUUCAGGCUUAAAAGAUUUUCA